Molecule: messenger RNA, 963 nt
Organism: Mesorhabditis belari
Lineage: Eukaryota; Metazoa; Nematoda; Chromadorea; Rhabditida; Rhabditidae
Source: the annotation of a GenBank genome assembly
AUGCAAGAAUGGCCAACCGUGGAAAAUGAUCAGAAUCUUUUUGACGGGAAAAUUUCCUUUCCCACCCGAUCUGGCUAUCAUGUGACAAUCAGAGCUGUUUGGCAGGACAAUCUGCCGAGUGGCUCAAAAGUGGGCACAGUUUUUGCAAUUCACGGUUCUCCAGGGUCACACAAUGACUUCAAAUACAUCACUUAUCACUUAAAGAAUACGGGAAUUCGAAUGAUUUCGAUUAAUAUGCCAGGACAUGGAUAUACGCAAAAUCACAAGAAAAUCUCCUUUCACAACGAUGAUCGAAAUGCUUUUAUCCAAGCCAUGAUCGAUCAUUUGAAUGUUGAUAGAGACGUUGUAUUUGUUGGUCACAGUCGAGGCUCUGAAAAUGCUCUCAACAUUUGUACAUUGAAUCAAAAUCGAGCCAAAGGUCUUCUUUUGAUUAACACCUCUGGAUUCAGACGACAUAAAGGGAUUAAACCGUUCUUUAUCAUUAGGUUUGCCUCAUGGAUCUACAAUCUAAAGCCUUUAGCGCCACUUGCUCGAAUCAUUAUGCAUCCAAUUCUCUAUCACAUUUACAAUCGCCUCGUCAAGUUGAAGACUCAAAGCGGGAAGAUCGCUGCUGUUUGUGUGCAAAGCAUGAAGACAUUUGCUUUAUCUGAUCAAAGAUCAUACGUUAAAGAACUCAACACCCAAUCAAAAUUUCCAAUCUUGUUAGCCUAUUCUGGGAAAGAUUUUCUUAUCGAAGAGGAGAUCGUUCGAGAAAUGUUGACAGAAUUUGAAGACUCGGAGGAGUUGAUAAUCGAUGAUUCCCAAGCAACAGAUACAGAGACAAAAGCGGCUCGAUGGUUUCGAUGUCGUCUCUCGCAAAAGCGAACUCUUGGUGUGUGUUUCCAUCAAGAUGGACAUUACCUCCAAAAAUAUAAAGCCAAAUUCCUUUCUGAUGCCAUUCAAGCAAUCUUUGAAUAUAAAGAU